AUGGCGGACAGUUCAUAUGCUCCACUCUUCGAAACCGAGAAAGCAGUGGGAAGCUCAAUCUACAAGCUCUUUGCGACUUCUGUGUUUGUGGGGAUAGUUUCCAUUUGGGUUUACAGAGCAACUCAAGCUAGUGAAAAUGGCAGGCUCGGGUGGAUCGGAAUGUUCGGUGCGGAAAUAUGGUUCGGGUUCUAUUGGGUCCUCACGCAGGCCCACCGCUGGAACCGGGUUCGUCGCCGGACUUUCAAGGACAGGCUCUCGCUCAGGUACGAGGAUGAAUUGCCCCGGGUGGACGUUUUCGUUUGCACGGCUGAUCCUAAAAUAGAGCCACCGAUGAUGGUGGUCAACACCGUUUUAUCGGUAAUGGCUUAUGAUUACCCACCGGAUAAACUCUCGGUGUACCUAUCUGAUGAUGGCUGCUCGGAUGUGACUUUCUAUGCCCUCUUGGAGGCCUCCCAUUUUGCCAAGCAUUGGAUACCUUACUGCAAGAAAUUUAAAGUCGAGCCUCGAUCACCAGAAGCCCAUUUCAGGUCAGGGUGUGACCGGUUGGAAGCAUCCCAGGCACAACAUUUGGCUUCAGUCAAGGAAUUGUAUCAAGGGAUGGAGAACAGAAUUGAACUUGCAAGCAAAUUGGGAAGGAUCUCCAAAUCUGCACCUCUGGAACACAAAGGCUUUUCUAGUUGGGAUACUUUUGUGUCUAAGACUGAUCAUGAUACCAUACUGCAAAUACUCAUAGAUGGAAGAGAUGAAGAAGCUAAGGACAUUGAAGGGUGUAGACUGCCAACUUUGGUAUAUUUGGCUAGGGAAAAACGUCCCCAACAUUUUCAUAACUACAAAGCGGGAGCUAUGAAUGCUUUGAUAAGAGUAUCAUCAGAAAUCAGCAAUGGAGCCGUAAUUCUAAAUGUAGAUUGUGACAUGUACUCUAACAACUCUCAAUCUAUUAGAGACGCACUCUGCUUCUUCUUGGACGAAGGCAAGGGCCGUGAGAUUGCUUUUGUUCAGUUCCCACAGAACUUUCACAACCUCACCAAGAACGAUCUUUAUGGAGUCUCCAUGAGAGUAGUUGCUGAUGUUGAGUUUCAUGGUCUGGAUGGUUAUGGAGGGCCGAUGUAUAUUGGGACCGGCUGCUUUCACAGAAGGGACACUCUAUGUGGAAGAAAGUUUACCAAAGGGUCCGCAUUCGAGUGGAAGGGGAUCACUGUUCCAAAGACGGAUGUUUCUGAACUAGAACAAAGUAUAAAAGAACUUGCAAGCUGCACAUUCGAGAAAAACACCCAAUGGGGCAAAGAGGUGGGCUUGAAGUAUGGGUGCCCAGUAGAGGACGUGAUCUCGGGGCUGUCCAUCCAAUGCCGGGGCUGGAAAUCAGCUUAUUUCAACCCUGAAAGGAAGGGCUUCUUAGGUGUAGCAGGGACCACCCUUGAUCAGCUACUGCUUCAGCACAAGAGAUGGUCUGAAGGGGAUCUACAGAUUAUCCUCUCAAAAUAUAGCCCUCUAUGGUAUGGACUUGGCAAAUUAAAUAUUGGCUUGAUAAUGGGAUACACUGCGUAUUGCUUUUGGGCCGUCAAUUGCUUUGCUACAUUGUACUACUCCACCGUACCUGCACUUUAUCUACUCAGAGCUCAUCCCUUGUUUCCAAAGAUAUCAAGCAUUUGGCUUUUCCCAUUUGCAUACGUGACUGUUGCCGUGAAUGCAUACAGUUUUUGUGAGUAUCUUUAUUGUGAGGGUACUGCCUUGGGGUGGUGGAAUGAUCAAAGAAUGUGGCUGUACAAAAGAACAAGCUCCUAUCUCUUUGCAGUGAUCGACACUUUCUUGAAGUUCGUGGGCUGUGCUGAGUCGGGCUUCAUAAUAUCGGCCAAGGUGUCAGAUGAGGACGUGUCAUCCAGAUACGAGAGGGAGAAAAUGGAGUUUGGUGCCACCUCACCAAUGUUCACAAUUCUAACUUCCCUGGCCAUGAUCAAUCUCCUUUGUUUACUUUGGGUGCUCGUGAAAUUGGUUCCGGUUAGCGGGCUUGAUUUUGUUUACGAAAAUGUGGCUUUGCAAGUUCUUUUGUGUGCGGCAUUGGUUUUGAUAAAUUUGCCCAUUUAUGAUGCGGCUUUUAUCCGUAAGGAUAAUGGCCGGAUCCCGGGCUCAGUCACGGUUAGGUCGAUAUUGGUGGCUCUUUCGUUGUGUACUUGUUAUGCUUUCUUGUGA
Molecule: messenger RNA, 2187 nt
Organism: Striga hermonthica
Lineage: Eukaryota; Viridiplantae; Streptophyta; Magnoliopsida; Lamiales; Orobanchaceae
Source: the annotation of a GenBank genome assembly